This is a messenger RNA of Seminavis robusta, 1815 nucleotides long. The record is from the annotation of a GenBank genome assembly. Lineage: Eukaryota; Bacillariophyta; Bacillariophyceae; Naviculales; Naviculaceae.
GAGAAGGUUCGCUCAAUAACACAGACAAAGAAGGAUAGAUUAUCCACGAUCCCAUGCCGAGUGGGAGGCGAGUCGGGUCCAUUCCCUCCAACCAUGCACAUAACUAAUCUCCAUUACAAAACAAAGAGGCAGGAUCACCACGAACCAACAACAAUACGAUACGAUCAAAGCAAGAGCGAUAAUGGGCAAUGCUCCCAUCCAAAUUGGCUUGAAAAGCGACAAACAGACGUAUCAUCAUGGUGAGACCAUGACAGGGACUGUCUAUGUGAAUGUGUCCACUGUAACUCCUGCCAUUCAAUCCUACCAAGGGGUCCGGUUGGCAUUUGGUGGCUCGGAAAACACAGAGGUCCGCAUUCAAGAAUCAGACGGCAGUGGUGGCGAUCGGUGUAAAAGUAUUCGCACCGAACGAGAGUCUACAUCGCUGUUUCAUGUCGAAGUCCCAUUGACAUCCUUUGCAUCACCCUUGCGAGUGGCCAAGUACGAAUUUCCAUUUGAAUGGAAGCUUAUUCCAGAUAAUAUGCCACUGCCAACAUCCUUUCGACAUUGCAAUGAUGGAAAAGGGUUCUGCGAAGUAAAAUACACAUUAUCCGCGUUUCUGGUACCACAAGAACAACAGCAAAUGGGAUUCUUUGGACCUCAUAGUGCUACUAGAAAUCCCAACACUUGUGCUUCACAAACCAUUCAAUAUGUGGGAGCCCCAACAAGGGAGAUUCCAGAGCCACUACAUCUGGCCGAAGAACGAACUCUCAUGAAUGGAUUUUGCUGUUGUUGGAAACAGGGACAUGUAUCGUUGGGCUGGGAAGCUGAUUCCAUUGUCUUGACACCAGAGGCGCCCUGUCAAUUACAAAUCUGGGGAUCCAACAACUCUGCCCUUCCAGUACACGGAUUGAGGGUCAGACUGAUUCAAUCCAUCCAAUGGCAGGCUGGUCAAGAGUUCCAUGGACGACACAGCAGGAACGAAAAUAUACCUUUGGUGGACUUCAAGGUGGAUGUUUCCCACUUGCCUCAAUGGGAUCCUGUCACAUCACACAAGGGACAACGUGGCAGCAGUUACAGUGGCGUCCACAACAAUCAGCAUGGUGUGCAGCCUGUCUCCACUUCCUUUCAAGUGCCACCAUAUGUGAUGGAUUCCUAUCAAGGACUUAAUUGCAAGGUGGAACACAAACUGGUUGUCAGUGCUGUCACACGAUUCAUGGCGACUACCCCCACAGUCUCGUACAAUGUUCAUAUGCAGCGUUCGGGCAUCACCUCCUCCUCAUCACCAGCAACCAUGCCCGUGGCCACGGCUUGGAUGGAAGAGUCGGAAUACCAAGAUGUUGCCUUACCUGUCGAUUGGUCCCCUGACGAAGCAUUCCCAGUUAUUCAUUUGACCGAAAUCAAGGCCUUGGAAGAUGAAACGGGGGAUAAUGCAUCCAAAGUGACCAUGGCUACAGCGGAAGCAGUCAUGGUGGAACCUGUUGGUGCUGCCGCCACCUCUACAACACGUUUUGGACGCAAUGACAAUCCUUUGAGUGGCGAAGAUCCCUUGGCGUUUGCCAGACCCGCUGUGUCUGCUUCUCAAGGCACAAGUAAGAGUUUGUCUUUUAAAAGUCAUCAGUAAGAGAAGUUGGUACGAGGCAGAGACACAACUGUGUCGUCGGGUGCCUAUAGUGGUACUUUAGUUGUCUAAAACCUAUACAUGGAAUAUGGAAUAUCCGCCGGUCAUGUGUUGAAUCGUCUGGCCCCAAUCAACGCUACCAAUACCGGUAGCUCGAAGUAGAUGGCGCGGCUGCAGUAGGAGCUUUGAUUUUCUAUAGUGAUCCACUCCAAACUGUG